AUGGCAGAUUCUAAUAAGAGGAAAGCCGGCAGUGGUUCCUCAGGCGGUGCUGGUUUCAAAAAGAAGAAGAAGGGCAACAAUGGCAAAUGGAAGGUUCCCAGGGCAGAGGCAUCAGACAGGCCCAAGGCCAAUGCCAUCGAGCCUGGCGACAUGGGCAUCUGGGUGACCUGCCCCCUGCACGUCAAGGGGAAGGCCGCGAGGGAGAUGGAGCUCCUGUUCGACGAGUAUGCCGAGAAAAUGUACGGAAUCAAAUCCAGGGAGGAUGACAACGCUUCGGAUGCGGAGGACGAGGACAUCGAAUCCGCCAUCAAGAAGGAACUCGGCGCCUUGAAGGACAAGGGCAAGCGGACAUCCGACAGUGUGCUCGCAGAGGUGCGAAUCAAGGAGGAGUGCGUGCUCUUCACGCGAUGCAGGGCCCCAAUAGAGCCCGUCGAGUUCGCCAGGCGCAUUUGCCAGGAUGCGGCUACCACUGGCCACGGAGGUGCCAAGGCCCGGUAUCUGAACAGGCUGACGCCUCUCACUGCCAUCGCAAAGGCUUCCGAGAGCGGCCUCGACGAUGCGACGAGGAAGGCUCUCGCUGGACACUUCAAGCUCAAUUCUGCUGGCACUGGAGAAGACUCGAGCCCCGGAGCCGCAGAUGCACAGUCCGAGGCCCAGCACGACGGAGCCGGCCAAGAGACACGGCCUGCGACGUACGCCAUUCGACCGUCUAUACGCAGUCACAGUACCCUGAAGAGGGACGACGUCAUCAAACGCAUCGCUGAAUCCAUCGAUCCCAUCCACAAGGUGAACCUUGGUUCCCCAGACAAGGUUAUUCUGGUGGAAAUUUACCAGACGGUCUGCGGGUUGAGUGUUGUCCCCGGCGACUGGGAGAGUCUGAAGAGGUACAACCUGACAGAACUCUACAAACUGUCAAGCGAACGCAAGGCUGAAGCCACUGUGCCUGAAGAGAAGAGUGUUGGCGCCGAGGCACCUUCGACAACAUAG
Messenger RNA from Diaporthe batatas, 987 nucleotides. RefSeq lists its product as uncharacterized. Gene Ontology annotation, biological process: tRNA modification. Gene Ontology annotation, molecular function: RNA binding. The coding region runs from base 1 to 987 and encodes 328 amino acids. The record is from RefSeq and is a predicted model, not a curated record. NCBI's taxonomy places the organism in Eukaryota, Fungi, Ascomycota, Sordariomycetes, Diaporthales, Diaporthaceae. The transcript has 5 exons.